CUUCAUCUUCCCUGCAAUAUCUGAACCUGGGAAUGUCGCAAAACCGCCACGUGAAUUGACUAGAUGAUCCUUUACUUAUUAUCUGCUCUUCAAUGUUGCCAUCUUCAGGACUCCGUGAACACCAUGCCAUCAUCGUCACUAUCUGGGUGCGGAUACCAAGCUUCACCAGGCAACUUGACCUCUUUGGGUAUGUCGAAACGCUGUUACCCGCCUGUGCCGCCUGUCACGAUGGAAUCGUCCACCUCUAAGACUGCCACUUCUUUUGGUGCGCAUCUCCGUCGCCUGAUGCCUCGAAGAUCAUUCCGCAGCUGUUAAAGCCAUCCAUGACGUCGGCAACCAAUAGGUGAAGGCUCCGGUUAGUAAUGUGCACGAAAUACAUUUACACUAUGCUGUGAGUUGGCGAAAAGAUCUCUGCAGACAAUACUCAACAUGGGCUCCUCUGAGACUCCCAGCCGGCACUUAUGUCGUGUGCUUGUUGCGAACCGGGGUGAAAUUGCUGUCAGAUUAAUCUCGACUUGCAAGAAGUUGGGCAUAUCGGCUCUUACCAUCUAUGUCGAUGAUGACGCCGACUCUGCCCAUGUCCGGUUGGCGGAUGAAGCAUUCCUUCUGGCCGGCCAUGGCUCUCGGGGCUACACGGACAUUGACGGGAUUGUACAGAUCUGUCGAAAACACCACGUGCAAGGGGUUCUCCCUGGGUACGGCUUCCUCAGCGAAAAUGCUGCCUUCGCCAAAGCAUUGUAUGAGGCCGGAAUACUGUUCAUCGGAACUGAUUCCAACACUCUGAUCGAAUUUGGCUUGAAACACCGAGCCAGACAGCUCGCCGUUGCUGCGAACGUACCAAUCGUUCCUGGCACAGAGAUGCUGAGCGGGAGUGAAGAAGCCCUCCAAGAAGCGACUCGAAUAGGGUUUCCCGUCAUGGUCAAAGCUACAGCUGGUGGUGGUGGAAUGGGCCUCCAGGUCUGCCGAGACGUGCAUGACUUGGAGAACGCCGUUGCGAUUGUCAAGAGUCGUGGUGAAGCUCUGUUUAAAAAUGAUGGUUUCUUCAUCGAGAAGUAUGUCGAAUCUGGCCGUCAUAUCGAGGCUCAAAUCUUUGGAAAUGGAAAGGGCGACAUCCUAUUCUUCGGUGAACGCGAGUGUUCGAUCCAGAGGAGACACCAAAAAGUCAUAGAGGAGACCCCAAGCCCUUACGUUCUGAAGUGUCCGUCCUUGCGACAAAAGCUGAAGGAUGCCUCGAUCUCCUUGGCCCGAUCAAUCCAUUACAAGUCGGUGGGUACCAUAGAAUAUUUGGUCGAUGAUACAUCGGGAGACUUUUACUUCCUGGAGGUCAACACACGACUGCAAGUGGAACAUGGAAUCACCGAAAUGUGCUACGACGUUGAUUUGGUUGAACUGAUGUUACUGCAAGCCGAAGAGGAAUUGAGAGGCCACGGUGGGCUGUCGCCGGAAGCGAUGUCGACCUAUGCUCGCGACAGCCCCAAAGGCCAUUCAAUCGAGGUGAGAGUGUACGCUGAAAAUCCGGCGAAGAACUAUCAACCUGCUCCCGGCCUUCUUCAAAAUGUGUUCUUCCCGCAGGGAAAGGAUGUUCGCAUUGACACUUGGGUCGAGACAGGAACAUUCGUGUCGCCACAUUUCGACCCUUUGCUCGCCAAGGUGAUCGUGCAUUCCAAGGAUCGAGCUGGUGCGACCGAGACUUUGCUGCACACACUACAAGAAACGAAACUGCAAGGACCACCAACAAAUCUUGACUUUUUGAUCCAGGUGCUUGAGUCAACAGAUUUUGUAACCGGAUAUACGACAACCAGCAUGCUGGAUUCCCGCUUCCAUUACCACAUGUGUGCAAUUGAAUUCGUCGAACCCGGCACAGCUACAACUAUUCAGGACUGGCCUGGUCGAGUCGGUAUACCAAAUGGCGUCCCUCCGGCAGGUCCAAUGGAUGCAUUAUCAUUUCGGAUGGCAAAUCUGCUUGUUGGUAACGAAGAAGGCACAGAGGGUUUGGAGAUAACGAUGAUGGGUCCAAGAAUUCGAUUCCUUGCCCCAGCUGUUGUGGCGCUUUGUGGUGCUCCCUUCACAUUCGAGAUCGAUGGCCAGCCAGCUUCAAUGUGGACAAGACAUACAAUUGCCACGGACAGUGAAGUCUAUAUUGGUGACACUCAAGUUGGCGCUCGCGCGUAUUUGGCUGUUCGAGGAGGAUUUCCGAAUGUUGCGACAUAUCUUGGCUCUAAGAGUACCACACCAUCCUUGAAUUGGGGUGGGUACCAAGGCCGACGAAUCCUGGCUGGUGACUUUCUUUCCAUUGAUUCCGAAGCAGCGGGCGAUUUGCCACCCACACCAUACCAGCUUGAUCACGCAUGGUGUCCCUCAUUCGGACACGAAUGGAGAUUGGCCGCGCUUCCUGGACCGUGGUUCUCAGAUGAGUAUCUCACCCAUGAAGGGCAAAAGCACCUGUUCUCGAGCAGCUACAAAGUCAGCUUCAACUCCAGCAGGACGGGAAUCCGCUUGGAGGGGCCCCCGCCGGCAUGGGGCAGGAAGGAUGGGGGUGAAGGAGGCAGCCAUCCCAGCAAUAUGGUGAGUUUCGGGUGCGCUACGGGGAGCGUGAGCUUCACGGGAGACUCUGGCGUCAUAAUGCCAGUCGACGGACCAAAUCAGACGGGAUUUAUUGUGACGCAUGUCGUUAUACGAGCAGACAUGUGGAAGUUGGGACAACUACGUCCAGGCGACACUGUCACUUUUGUUCCAGUCACCUGGACGCAGGCCAUGUCACAGGAACGAAGACUCGACGAUUAUGUUCAGUCGAUUGGUCUACAAAGAGAACCUACAUCGCAGCCAGGGACUAGAGCCGCCAUGCUCACCAACCUGGAAGCAACGCCGUCUGCCGAUCACGGGGAUGGAGUGAUUUGCAAGAUCGACGCCGAGGACGACCGCCCUGCCCUGAUUCUGCGUCAGUCGGGUGAGAGGGCUAUUUCCUGUCUUUAUGGUACGGGAAACUUUGACGUCAAAAUCCGCGCAAGAAUCCAGCAAAUCUCGAAUCUGAUACGGAAUGAGACGCCGAUUGGCUUCGAACGCUAUCUUGCAACAGAGGCCUGUUCGCUACUCUUUCAUUUUGACCCUGAGUUGACGACACAGGUGGAAGCGGUGCGGACCAUUUUAAGUUUGAGUCAAUCAAUUCCGGACGUGACGACUUCUAAGAUACCUAGUCGCAUGAUUCACCUCCCAGCUGUUUUUGACGCCGACGAGUGUCGGGAAACGGAACAAAGGUAUAUGGUACUUCAAAGAGCCAAAGCGGUGUAUUUGCCGGACAAUAUUGACUUCAUCCGGCGAAGUAACGGAUUGAAGACAAGAGAAGACGUCAAGAAAUCAUACUUUGAGGUCCCGUAUUUGGUCAUUGCAGUGGGUUGGCUGAGUGGACUUCCGAUCUAUGUGCAGGUCGACCCUAGGCACCGGCUGGUCGUACCGAAGUACAACCCAUCACGCACAUUCACGAAGGCAGGCUCAUUGGGCACCGGUGGUGCAACGUCUGCCAUUUAUCCUAGCGAUUCUCCGGGUGGUUACCAAGUCUGGGGCGUAACCAUACCGGGCAUUUGCUGGGAUGUGUAUGGUCGCAAGCCUGGCUUCAGCCCUUCGAGACCGUGGCUGUUCGAAGCAUUCGAUCAGGUAGUCUUCCAUUCUGUCGGCCGGUCAGAGUUUGACGCAGCUGCGAAAGCUUUUCAAGCCGGUCGAUACCAGAUUCGCAUUGAGGAAUGUGUGUUUGACAUGGCUGAGUACAAUAAGCUUUAUGAAGAAACGCACGAGGAGGUCGUGCACAUGAAAAGAAUGCAGGAAAAAUGCACGGAACAAGAAUUGGCCAAGGAAAUGGUGCUGUAUGAUGAAUGGCAGGAAGAAGUCCGACGAGUGCAACAGAGUAAGGAGGCAGAAAAGAAGCUGAGGAGUGAGGUGUCCAGAGACUCCUCAAUGAUAGAAGUGCCGGCAACAAUGAUUUCUAAUGUUUGGAAAGUGGAAGUCCAGGUCGGACAAGUUGUCGGUGGCGGUUCAGUGGUUGUGGUCCUCGAAGCCAUGAAGAUGGAGAUUGCCGUGCGGUCACCAUCGGGUCCUGGAAGUUAUAAAGUGGAAGGGAUAUUGAAGGAGUCUGGAGAUACGGUCGAGGCUGGCGAUGUGCUUAUCUUGCUUAGCAAGGUACCUUGAUAAGACCAGUGUCACUAGGCCUGCGAUAAGCGACCAUCAAUAGUACCAGGUUGUGCCUAAAUGAUCUAAGCUAAUAGGCUAGGCCCGGGGGCCCCUAAAGGUGCGACACAUUGAAAAUGCUGUUACGUCCCGGUAUUUCUCGCU
Molecule: messenger RNA, 4323 nt
Organism: Exophiala viscosa
Lineage: Eukaryota; Fungi; Ascomycota; Eurotiomycetes; Chaetothyriales; Herpotrichiellaceae
Product: urea amidolyase
Exons: 2
Coding region: 430-4179 (1249 amino acids)
Molecular function (GO): metal ion binding; ATP binding
Source: RefSeq, a predicted model, not a curated record